Messenger RNA from Triticum aestivum (bread wheat), 480 nucleotides. RefSeq lists its product as uncharacterized. Lineage: Eukaryota; Viridiplantae; Streptophyta; Magnoliopsida; Poales; Poaceae. The record is from RefSeq and is a predicted model, not a curated record. The transcript has a single exon. Bases 53 to 271 code for a protein of 72 amino acids.
GAAGAAGAAGAAGAAGAAGAAGAAGAAGAAGAAGAAGAAGAAGAAGAAGAAGAUGCAAGACUGGGGUCCAGUUCUCAUCUCCUUCAUGCUCUUCAUCCUUCUGUCCCCAGGGCUUGUCUUCCAGAUCCCUGGCAAAUCACGGACGAUCGAGUGCGGCAAAUUCCACACGAGCGCCGUCUCCAUCCUCAUCCACACCAUCAUCUUCUUCGCCCUCGAUGCCUUCUUCCUCGUCGUCGUUGGCGUCCACAUCGAGUUCGGCUCGUCAUCAUGAGUAGUACAAUACUCUGCUUCAUCCUGUUCUAGCUGUUUCUUUUGCUCUUUCUGUCUGUUUGGUUCUUGCUUCAUGUUAAUUAGUUAGCCUGCGCUCAGUCAUUGCUGACCUGGGAUAUGUUACAUGGUGGGAUCAUGUGAAAUUUAUAUUCUUGAGAUUUGAUGACAACAUUACUGUGUAUCUCUGGGAUCAUAUUUUUUCGAUAAUUU